AUGAACGGCGACGCCUAUUCGUCUAGAGACUCCGGUCGCUCUAGAGAUUACUACCGCGACGAGCGUCGCGAACGCGGCGGAGACAGAGGCGAACGCCGACGAUCGAGGUCUCCUCACCACAGCUCAAGAGGAUCCAGACGCGAAUAUGAGGCCGAUACAUACUCGUCAAGCCGCGACUACCGUGCCAGAGAAAGGGAGGAUCGCUACUCCAGCCGCAGAGAUGACCGCGAAUGGGACCGAGACCGCGGCGAGCGCCGACGCAGAGAUUACGAUGACAGACCCUCCCGACGCGACAGAGACCGAGACUUGUUUGACGGUGGUAGAUCCCGACGGGAUAGAGGAGAUCGGGGAGACCGGGGAGACCGCGACCGCGAGCGUGACCGCGACUUCGAGCGUGAGCGCGGAGAUAGGAGAGAUCGGAGGAGGACUGCGUCGCCUCCGCCCAGGAAGAGGGAGGUUACACCUGACUUGACGGAUGUCGCUUCGGUCUUGACUCGGAAGCGCCGUCUGACACAAUGGGAUAUCAAGCCUCCGGGUUAUGAGAAUGUUACUGCGGAGCAGGCGAAGAUUUCAGGAAUGUUCCCUCUUCCUGGAGCACCUCGACAGCAGCCGAUGGACCCCAGUCGUCUCCAGGCUUUCAUGAACCAACAACCCGGCGGCGAACAGGCGGAAAACACGACUCUCAAAGCUUCCAACUCUCGGCAGGCCAAGCGGCUAUUUGCGUACAACUUGCCACCCAGUGCCACCGGAGAGAGUUUGCUCGCGUUCUUCAACGUUCAGCUUAACGGUCUUAAUGUCAUCCAAAGUGUGGAUCCUUGUAUCUCUGCCCAAGUUUCUGGAGACCACACAUUCGCUUUGUUGGAGUUCAAGACACCAAACGAUGCCACUGUUGCGCUCGCAUUCGACGGAAUUGUGAUGGAUGAACAUGCACCUGAGGCUGGGGCCAACGGCGCGCCUGCCGGGUUGGAAGUACGACGGCCCAAGGACUACAUUGUCCCUGGUGGUGCGGAACAGGAAUAUCAGGAGGGAGUGUUAUUGAACGAGGUUCCAGACUCGCCUAACAAGAUCUGUGUAUCGAACAUCCCACAUUACAUUCCUGAGGAGCCAGUUACGAUGCUGCUCAAGUCUUUUGGCGAGCUCAAGUCGUUUGUGUUGGUUAAGGACGGUUCGACGGAGGAAUCUAGGGGAAUUGCAUUUUGCGAAUACGCGGAUCCUUCGGCAACCGGUAUCGCCGUGGAGGGACUGAACGGCAUGGAACUUGGUGACAGGCAUCUGAAGGUUGUGCGGGCUAGUAUUGGAAUCACACAGGCUUCUGGCCUUGACAUGGGCGUCAACGCGAUGUCGAUGUUCGCCAAGACUACUUCUCAGGACUUGGAGACCAGUCGUGUUCUACAGUUGUUGAACAUGGUGACUCCGGAGGAACUGAUGGACAAUGAUGAUUAUGAAGAAAUCUGCGACGAUGUGCAAGAAGAGUGCUCGAAAUACGGUCAGAUUCUUGGCUUGAAGAUCCCCCGUCCCUCUGGUGGCAGCAGGCAAUCUGCCGGAGUAGGCAAGAUCUUCGUCAAGUUCGACACGGUGGAAUCGACAACAAAUGCGCUGAAGGCACUUGCCGGAAGAAAGUUCUCGGACCGGACAGUCGUGACAACCUACUUUUCCGAGGAAAACUUCGACGUCGAAGCUUGGUAA
This is a messenger RNA of Aspergillus chevalieri, 1686 nucleotides long. RefSeq names its product splicing factor u2af large subunit. Gene Ontology annotation, cellular component: nucleus; commitment complex; U2AF complex. Gene Ontology annotation, molecular function: pre-mRNA 3'-splice site binding; poly-pyrimidine tract binding. The coding region runs from base 1 to 1686 and encodes 561 amino acids. Gene Ontology annotation, biological process: mRNA processing. The transcript is spliced from 7 exons. The record is from RefSeq and is a predicted model, not a curated record. Lineage: Eukaryota; Fungi; Ascomycota; Eurotiomycetes; Eurotiales; Aspergillaceae.